This is a messenger RNA of Heterostelium album PN500, 333 nucleotides long. RefSeq lists its product as uncharacterized. The transcript has 2 exons. The record is from RefSeq and is a predicted model, not a curated record. Lineage: Eukaryota; Evosea; Eumycetozoa; Acytosteliales; Acytosteliaceae. Bases 1 to 333 code for a protein of 110 amino acids.
AUGAAUAUCAAAUCUAUAUCAUCGAUGUUCUUUGGUGAAGAUACUUGCUUUAAAGUAUAUGGAUAUAGCUCUUGUCCUUACUAUCAGAAAGCAGUAAAGUUGGGUGAAGUAAUUUCAGAUAAGAAUAACAACAUUAAAGUAGAGACUGUACAGAUUGACAGAGAUCAAUGGCCAGAGUUAAUGAAUAAUCUCACUCAGCAACACGGAGGUAAAGCUAUCUAUCACAAGACAUGCCCUAUUGUAGAGGAGGGUUGUAGUGAAGAAGCUAAACAAUUUGUCGGUGGAUACUCUGAUUUUCUAAAUGAAUCAAGAAAAAGAAAAUAUAAAAGAUAA